This is a messenger RNA of Coprinopsis cinerea okayama7#130, 1221 nucleotides long. RefSeq lists its product as hypothetical. The transcript is spliced from 9 exons. Lineage: Eukaryota; Fungi; Basidiomycota; Agaricomycetes; Agaricales; Psathyrellaceae. The record is from RefSeq and is a predicted model, not a curated record. The coding region runs from base 1 to 1221 and encodes 406 amino acids.
AUGUUCUCCGUCAACUAUGACUUCCCGAACAACUGCGAGGACUACGUCCACCGAAUUGGACGAACAGGACGUGCUGGCAUGAAGGGUGUCUCUUAUACCUAUUUCACCACUGACAAUGCCAAGCUUGCCCGCGAGCUCGUUGGGAUCCUGCGUGAGGCCAAGGCACCUGUUCCUCCUCAAUUGGAAGAGAUGGCUGCCUACAGCGGCGGUGGUGGCCGAAGUCGAUAUGGUGGCGGACGUGGACGAGGCGGGGGUGGUGGUUAUCGUGGCGGAGGUGGUGGCUACGGUGGCUACGGUGGUGGAGGAUCUCGUGGCUACGGUGGUGGUGGAGGUGGCUAUGGCGGGGUUGUUAGAAUGGCAUGCUCAUUCGGGUUUUGUGCAUUGACGACCAUGAGUGAUUCUGUGGAAAGAGAGAGCUACUUGAUCGGGGGUAUCGAGGUGGAGGUUUUUCGGGCGGGAACGGCUCGGUCGGGGGCGAUAUCGGUACUGUUCCUGUUGCACGGGAGGGGAGGAUUCAAGGGGGUGCUGGACACACUCGCUCGGGAUCUGGUACUCAAAGGGUCUGAUGAUGGCAGGCUCUUCGUGGUUACUCUGGAUCAUCGGAACCACGGUAAACGACUGUUGGAUGAAAAGGUCAACAACGACUGGAGCGAAAUUCCAAGCAACCCUCGACAUGCGAUCGACAUGUUUACGAUCCAAGUGGGAACGGCAAAGGACGUGUCUUUCUUGAUAGACUUUUUGCCGUCGUACCUGUCCCCGGAUGGAGCGCUCACGGUUGAGAAAUGGGGUGUAGCUGGUAUCAGCCUGGGUGGACAUUCGACAUGGAUUUCCCUGGCUCGCGAGAAAAGAGUGCAAGUUGGAAUCCCAAUAAUCGGAUGUCCGGACUACCUUGCCUUGAUGCGACACCGCACGGCGAACAACGGGAUCCCAUUCGCACCACCCUACUUUCCCCCGUCGCUUCUCAAAGCUAUUGAAGAGUACGACCCGGCCACCAGUUCAAAAGCCAAAGAAGGAAAUCCUUUCAUUGGGAAGAAGAUACUUGUUAUCUCGGGUGGGGAUGACAAGCUCGUUCCGUGGGCUGCCAGCCAGGAAUUUGUGGAUAGUGUUGAAGUUGGAGAAAGCGGGAUUAAAAAGGUUGUAGUGUAUGAAGGAGUUGGGCACCAGUGCACGGAGGAGAUGGAGGGGGAGCUAUGCGCGUUUGUAAAAUCAGUAUUAGCGUGA